UUUUUCGUGGUCUAAUUUGCCGUGAAUUUUUAUUAAAAUAAUAUAAUUUUAAAUCAUAUAUUUUAAAAAUAAGUAACAUUAUUGUGUUUUCUUUUAUUCUAAUGUUAUUUUAUUAUUGUUUAUAAGCUUACAUUGACGCCAUGUUGACUAAAAAUCGCUUGAGGCGUAAUGGCACUUUAACUAUCUUAAAGCAUAAAUUCUAUUGUUGAGUAAGGAUUUUUACGGAGUUAUGACGUGUAUCAGUGUUUAAUAAGUUAGCUGGAAACCGCUAUCGGUUAAAAAUUAUAACAAUGGAGGAGCCAAUGUUCCAACAACCAAAAAUGGAAGAUGUGUAUCCUUCGAAAAUAGAGGGACACUUCCUUGAUGCGAAACCCCAGGAUCAAUACCCCCCAGCUAUGCCUGAAGAUUAUGCUAUGCCUAAAGAAGAACUCGCGUACCCACCUCCUAAGGUCGAAGAUCAAAUCAUACCAAGACCCGGCCCUAUGCCCAAUCGGCCCCCCACGAAAUUCAUAAGCGUCACCAGCUCAGCAUUAACCGAAGAACAGAGAGCCAUGUAUGAGUCUGUUCUAUCGACUUGGAAACCAGUUAUGUUUCCAAAACGGACCAAGCGAUACAUAUGCCAGAAGUGCAACAAGGAAUUCAAGAACUACCAAAACCUAUACCUCCAUACGACAAGGGUGCAUUCUUCCGAGGAGUCAGCGGUUAUCUGUGACAUAUGUGAUAAAACAUUUAAGAAUAAACACUAUUUAUACAUGCACCGGAUGAACAAACACUACUCCGACUCGGAGAAGUGCUAUUGCCAGUUCUGUCUCCAGGAGUUUCGGACGAGGCGAGCCCUACACAUGCAUGUUAAGCGUAUACACCCAAACACAUUGCCAGAAAUAAAAUGUCCGGAGUGCGGUAAAGAGUUCGCCGUGCCGUACAAGUUGAGAUAUCACAUGGACAAUUGCCACAGACCCGACAAAGACAAAUAUAAGUGUCAUAUCUGUCAAAAGUUGUACAAAAGUCACCUGAAUCUGAACAGACAUCUCCAUUUCCAGCACUCGCAAGUGGAGAGACAUCCGUGCGUGUUUUGCCCGAUGACGUUUAAAUCUCGACACCAUAUGAAACGGCACAUCCUAAACAUACAUCCGCCUCUCGAGUCCAAGGUGACCUGUCCCGAAUGCUUGAAGGAGUUCAAGAACGAUCAGUACUUAAAGGAGCACAUGCAAGUUCACACGUCCUUCGAGAAGAAGGUCAAGUGUGACUUGUGUGAUAAGUUCUUUCAUUCAGCGGUACGUUUGAAGAAGCACAAGAAAAUCGUGCACCCGAAUAAACCGAAGAUACGCUGCGAGAAGUGCGACAAGGAGUUCGCGCACGCGCACUACCUGCGCCGCCAUAACAACUCGGUACACGUUGAAGUCGAUGAAAGCAACUACCAGCACGAAUGCGAUCAGUGCGGAAAGAAAUUCAAGAUCAAGAGAUACCUGAACAACCACUUGCAAAGACACGAGCAGCAGCACCUGAAACGCAUAUCGCAGAUGGUGAAAACGGUUAUGGACGACGGGGAAGCCCCACCAAAGACGACGAAGAAACGGGGAAGGCCCCGAAACGCCAGGAAGGAAAUCGAGUUCAUAAAAUGCGAGCCGGUUUCCAGUUCCGAAUCGGAAUCCGGCGAAACGGAUUCCGAAUCAGAAUAAUUGUUUUCUUAAAACCAAUUUACUUAACAUUUAGCUUAAAAUAUGAGCAUUUUAAAUAAGAUACGUUAAAAUAUACCAUUCUUCAGAGGAACCUCAGUCGGGGUGCUAAUUGCAAGGUCAAAGCAAUAACUCAGAAAUGAUUAACCAAUUUUUUCAACUAGUUAAUGCUAGCUCAUUUUGAACGGAUAAAAGUUAGGGCAUAAUAUUUUUAAAUGGUAAUUAUCGAUGUUUAGCUAAGUAUCAGAGAGUUUGAGAAAUAUUUCCGGGGAUAAAUGAUGAAUUUGGGAUGGGAUAGGGGUGAAGUUUUCGAAGAUCGUUUCGACGUUCACUGAAAUGCAAGAUGGUUUUUGAGUUGUUUUCAGAGAGUCGUAUUUGUCGUUAAGCUUAAAACUAGUACUAAUUUCGCCAUUAAUUAUGUCUUUUAAAGUCUUAAAAAACGGUGACGAAAUGGCUGGAAUUCUUAUUGAACCAAUUUUUUAAAUCGUUUUAUGUAGUAACGGACGUUUAAAUUUUCUGAUGGCAUUAAGAUUCUGGAAUAAUGAGCUCUACAGAAAUAUUUCCGUACGCGUUAUCGAACAGCUUAGUUUUCGUAACAGUAAUCAUUUUAUGGCUGUACGAAUAGAUGAACAUCACAAACUUUCAGCUCCUGAUCCACCCAUUUAGGGUGUAGAAAGAAAUGUCCAUGUAAAAUUCCUAACCUUAAGGGUUGUUUUUUUUUUCAAAAAUUUCGGGAGCAUGUCCUUCAAAUAUGACUUUUUAGGGUAUGAUUUCCAAAAAUCUUCAGUCAAUAAGAUCUAAAAUUUAUAUUUUAGUUAACAGCACGAAUUAUAUUUUUCGUUGACAUUAAAAUUGAUGUACGAUAGUUUUCUUUCCAAAAAGCUAUGAAAUACAAUGAAAUAUUCUUUAACUUAUAAGCGCUUAGGGCUUACGCGUGCAAAGGUUUUAAUUAUGUUUAAUGCCAUCAGAAAACUUUUAAACUUAACGUUCCGUCGCUGAGAGGAUGCGUGCUUGACGUCUGUCAAAGUGACAUAAGAAUUUACGAAACUGUUACAAUUCGGUGAAAUAUCAUUCACAGAGAGUCCACUUCUAUUAUGCCUUCAAAUUAAAUUAAGCCUGUAAUCUCGACAGCACCGAUCAAUCUCCAUCGUGUCUUCUCCAUCGCACGUGACAUUGGCGAAAUAAUCUGUGCC
Molecule: messenger RNA, 2869 nt
Organism: Vanessa atalanta (red admiral)
Lineage: Eukaryota; Metazoa; Arthropoda; Insecta; Lepidoptera; Nymphalidae
Product: zinc finger protein 729-like
Exons: 2
Coding region: 291-1679 (462 amino acids)
Source: RefSeq, a predicted model, not a curated record